Laccaria bicolor S238N-H82 is the source of this 2259-nucleotide messenger RNA. RefSeq lists its product as uncharacterized. The transcript has 4 exons. NCBI's taxonomy places the organism in Eukaryota, Fungi, Basidiomycota, Agaricomycetes, Agaricales, Hydnangiaceae. The record is from RefSeq and is a predicted model, not a curated record. Gene Ontology annotation, biological process: regulation of transcription by RNA polymerase II. Bases 1 to 2259 code for a protein of 752 amino acids. Gene Ontology annotation, molecular function: RNA polymerase II cis-regulatory region sequence-specific DNA binding; DNA-binding transcription factor activity, RNA polymerase II-specific. Gene Ontology annotation, cellular component: PcG protein complex; transcription regulator complex.
AUGUCGGGAUCUAAUCGAGAGAAAAGGCAAGUUGAAUAUGCGUCGUCGUCGUCGUCGUCGUUUUCUUUUUUUGGACGUGAUGCGAGGCAGGGUCGUUGUCGAAGGUUCAAGGGAGUAAGGAUGCAGGGUGGGGAUAACCUUGUUCUGAACCGCUUCCGUCUGGCUGGCCGGAGAUGCCGUUGGGGGAAUGAAGAGAGAUCGGGGGGAGAUGGGAUCAAAGCGUUCAUUGAGAUCUGCGGCCGAUGUACGGAUUUAAGUGGAUUAAUUUCAUUGACACAUGAGCUGUUUGUCAAGCUCAAGUCGAGUCCAGAACGGAUCUUGGGUUGGAGCACAGAUCUUGGCUUGGCUUAUCUUUUAAAGUGCCCCGCGCUCUUACCUCUCUUUCCCUUUUUCACAACAAUGAUGCCGUCCCCCGUCAGUCCAACCUUUACAAACUUUUCUGCACCUUCGCCCUACUCGGAGCCCAGCCCUAUAUCAGACCCAAAUUACGACAGCCCAGUAGACCAGGACUAUCCUGUCUAUCCACCUUUAUACGACGGGAACAUGAUGACUUGGUCCCCAGAUAACAAGAAGCACCAUCAUCGUACUCUUCGCAACCCUUACACUACCUAUGACCUUGCCAUGCUGUACAUUCCUCCACGACACCCUCCCGUCAUUCACUCUCCAGUACCAUCCCAUCCCAUCCAGCACCACCAGCACCAUCACCACCAACAACAACCCAUGCAUCAACAACUCCCACCCAACGACGCCCUAUUCGACGUCGACCUCGAAGACUGGACUUCUCCCCCCGUCAACUCCCUACACGCCCAAUUCCCCUCAACCCACACCCACACCCACACCCACUCCAUCUCUCUCGCACUUCCACAAUAUCCUCCUCCUGCCGCCCCAAGAGUCAAGCGCGAAGAAUUAGUACCCGCUUUCACCGGAUAUCAUCACCCCUCAUCGGCCCACUACGAUCUCUCCGGCGUUCCAAUCCAAAACAACCAUGAUCCGUACGUCCAUCAUCAACAACAAGUCUCACCUACGACAACGAAUGGGACGUAUUAUUCACCGCCUUUUCAACAACACCACCACCACCACCAGCAGAUUCAUCACCAUCCGCAGCAGCAGCAGCAGAAUUACGUCGUCCCCGCUGAACUGUCCCCCACCUCCCCCGUAUCCUCAUCCUCGCCUCUAAGUCCUCGGUACGCCGAUUUGUCGCAUACCAAUGCGGUGGUAUGUGACCCGCGCUUUGUUUCCGGCUCACACGAGGACAUGCUGUUGAAGGGGAUGCUUCUUGGCGGGGACGACGGGUCCGAGUCGUGGCACGGCGAGCGGCGGUGUUCGCUUACCAGUUUGGAGAGCGAGGCUGAGGAGGGGGAGAGGGAUGCGGAAGGGGAGAUGGGUGAUGCUGAUGCGGAUGGGGAGGAUGAUUGGGAGCAUCAGCACCAGCAACAGCCUGCCGUUUACGACCAGCAGCCACAGCGGGAAGACCCUGGAGAGGAAGAAGCGCCAGAGGACGAAGAGAGUGAAGAAGAGAAGGAAGAUGAUUAUUACGAGGACGACGAGGAGAGUGUGGAUGAUGACGAUAACGACGGGGAAUUCGUCCUGCGUACACGCCGAAGACGCGCCAACACCUCUUCUUCCGCCGUCUAUCCCUCUUCCUAUCCAUACGUAACGGAAGGCCGGAACCUUCGCUCACGCGCUUCGUCGAGGUAUAACCCCUACCCAAGCUACGCUGGUUCUUCGGCAAGCGAUAAUGGUGCUGCGUCUUAUUCUGAGGAUAACCCCAACGCAUCAAGAAGACGCCCAUCUACCUCAUCACCACCCCUCUCCUCCUCCUCCUCCUCCUUCCCCACACGCACCCUAACCUCCAAAACUCCCUCCCGCACCCGUUCCUCCAGCGCAACCACAACAGCAACAUCAACCCUCCCCGUCCCCGUCCCCAACCUGACCAAAAAAUCACGUGGACGGCGGGUACCCACUGUAUCGUCCCUCGAGGAUCUGAGGAGCGCCGCGAGCGGUGCCGGAAGAAAGAGGCAGCAGCAGCAGCAGGGACCGGGGAAGGGCGCGAGGAUGUAUUUAUGUGAUGUUGAAGGGUGUGGGAAGUGUUUUGCUAGGGGGGAGCAUUUGAAGAGACAUGUGCGGAGUAUACAUACUUAUGAGAAACCGCAUACGUGUCCUUACCCGGGGUGUGGCAAGGAUUUUAGCAGGCAUGAUAAUCUUGGCCAGCAUAUGAGGGUUCAUAAGGAUUAUGUGCCGACGAAGGGUGGGGCUUGA